AUGUCGGAUAAGGUUGAGGCUGGCCCCGUCGAGGUGGCGCCCAAGCCCUCCUUUAGCGCCCGCCUCAAAGCCAAUUUCAAGAGAUUUUGGUGGCUAUAUCUGGGUAUCUUCAUUGCCGUUGUGCUUGUUGUCGUCUUGCCUGUCAUCUACGUCGGCUACCCCCACAUCGCCCAACGCGACGUGAACAGAUCCACCCUCACCAUCGACUCCAUGGAAAUCACCGACCCAUCCCCAGAGUCCUUCUCUAUCAAGAUUGAACAGACUAUCGGCUCCAAGUCCAAUUUCCACCCCCAACUCGAUGCCUUCAACGCCACCGUCACCAUUGCAGGGAGCAAGAGUCCCUUCGUCACCCUUGAAGUCCCACCCGUCAAAGCUGUCGAUGGCGCCAAGAGCACGAUUAACCAGCGCGUCACCCCUAAUAUGGAUGCGUUCACCGACUAUGCCAUUCUGGUUAUGAAGUCGGAGAAACUCGACCUUGAGAUUGAUGGCAAGACGGGGUUGAGGGAGGGCUCUCUGCCGAAGACGACUGUAGAUUAUAAUAAGGUUAUUACCAUGAAGGGCUUCGAAGUGAAAAACUUCAGUCUCGCAUCCAACCAAACAGACGGAAGCAACAUGCUCGGUGAAGUUUUCAUUCCCAACCCCAGCGUCUUAACCCUCACCUUGGGCGACGUCACCCUCGACCUCUCCGUCGAUGGCCAAAAAAUCGGCACUGCCAAGCUGCCCGCCCUCGUCAUCCGCCCGGGCGACACCAACGCCAAGAUGCGCUCGACCAUCGACCUGGCGAAGGUCUUCCCCUUCAUCAGCGGCAAGGACGCCAAGUACAAGAAGGGCGUCAUCCCCCUGACCAUCGUGGGUAAGUCGGCUGUGUAUGGCGGGAAGGAACUGCCUUAUUUCUCAGCCGCGUUGGCGUCGAAUACGCUGGAGAUCGAGCUAGAUUUGCGGCCGCUGUUGGGCUCACGGGGUGGGAAGUAA
Histoplasma mississippiense is the source of this 972-nucleotide messenger RNA. RefSeq lists its product with no specific name. Lineage: Eukaryota; Fungi; Ascomycota; Eurotiomycetes; Onygenales; Ajellomycetaceae. The coding region runs from base 1 to 972 and encodes 323 amino acids. The transcript has 4 exons. The record is from RefSeq and is a predicted model, not a curated record. Gene Ontology annotation, cellular component: fungal-type vacuole membrane.